GCUCAUCGUUUGCCAUCAUGUAAAUCUGCCCGCAUUGGGAGCAUCAAGGCUUUUCGGCAUGGAGUUGUUACUCUGCUAUCAAGUGUCAUAUCCUUCAGGUAACUAUCUGAAUGCAUGAACCGGUGCUUGGACUUCGGCCGUCCGCCAUUCGAAGGGUUUUCCAUCUCUCCACCACGCUCGGUUCUUGAGACCGUCCGUGGUGGAGCGUUGCUAGCCUGGCGGGCGGUUCGCUGCCCUCGCUGAGAUUAUACGGUUGAACUUGAUCAGGAUAAUACCUGCGUCGAAAGAAUCAUGCUCUCCCUUCCCCCCGGUAGUCUCCAACUGACACCUAGCUAGACACUUGAGCCUUCUCCAAGAUGUCUCCCCCAAUUGCCACUUUCCCCUCUACCACUGAGGCCCCCUCUGCGCCCACGGUCACCAAGGCCUUGCCGACCAAGGGAGCCGCUCCUGCUGUCCAGGGCAGCAUGACCAAGUCCGUUGACGAGAUGGCCGGCCAGUGGGAGACCUUCAAGUUCGCUCCCAUCCGUGAGAGCCAGGUCUCCCGCGCCAUGACGCGCCGCUACUUCAAGGACUUGGACACCUACGCCGAGUCGGACAUUGUCAUUGUCGGCGCCGGCUCCUGCGGUCUCAGCACUGCCUACAUGCUCGCGAAGGCUCGUCCGGACCUGAAGAUCGCCAUCAUCGAAUCCGGCGUCGCUCCCGGCGGUGGAGCCUGGCUCGGCGGGCAGCUCUUCUCGGCCAUGGUGAUGCGCCGCCCGGCUGACGCGUUCUUGCGCGAGAUCGGCGUGCCCUACGAAGAGGAAGGUGACUUCGUCGUCGUCAAGCACGCGGCGCUGUUCACGUCGACGGUGUUGGCGCGCGUGCUGCAGUUCCCCAACGUGAAGCUCUUCAACGCGACGGCAGUCGAGGACCUGAUCACACGCCCGACCGGCGACGGCGGCGUCCGCAUCGCUGGCGUCGUCACCAAUUGGACGCUCGUCAGCAUGCACCAUGAUGACCAGAGCUGCAUGGACCCGAACACCAUCAACGCGCCUGUUGUUGUGUCUACAACUGGACACGACGGACCUUUCGGUGCAUUCAGCGUAAAAAGAUUGGUAAGCAUGCAGCAGCUUAGUAAGCUAGGCGGUAUGCGCGGCCUUGACAUGAAUUCUGCCGAAGACGCCAUCGUGAAGCGCACGCGCGAGGUGGUGCCGGGCUUGAUUGUCGGCGGCAUGGAGCUGUCGGAGGUGGACGGCGCGAACCGCAUGGGUCCGACGUUUGGCGCUAUGGCGCUGUCGGGUGUCAAGGCGGCUGAGGAGGUUCUCAAGGUCUUUGAUGCUAGGAAGGCCGAGAACGAGAAGUUCUAGCCUGGGUGUGUGUUAGUGGUGCUGGCUUGUUGUUUGGAUGGUGCGGAGCCAUUCUCUCACUCCCUCACUAUUCGCUUGGAUGGUGCUUUACACCUUCACACUCGUUAGUUAUGGGUUAUGUUGAAUGAAACUAUCUUGUCUGUCGCUC
Aplosporella prunicola CBS 121167 is the source of this 1494-nucleotide messenger RNA. RefSeq lists its product as uncharacterized. Bases 357 to 1346 code for a protein of 329 amino acids. The transcript is spliced from 2 exons. Gene Ontology annotation, biological process: thiamine biosynthetic process. Lineage: Eukaryota; Fungi; Ascomycota; Dothideomycetes; Botryosphaeriales; Aplosporellaceae. The record is from RefSeq and is a predicted model, not a curated record.